Eruca vesicaria subsp. sativa (arugula) is the source of this 1577-nucleotide messenger RNA. The record is from the annotation of a GenBank genome assembly. NCBI's taxonomy places the organism in Eukaryota, Viridiplantae, Streptophyta, Magnoliopsida, Brassicales, Brassicaceae.
AUAACACUCUGUCCAAAAAAAGGAACACUAAAGAGAAAACGCGUGGCGCCAUUAACGAAGGUGUAGUAGUAGCUGAGGGGAUUCGCCACAAUGCAAUCUCCUCGUAAGUUAUUCCACGCGCGAUCAUCACUCGCCACGCGCCGAUCGACAGCUCUUAUCGUAUUAACUUCCCUAGCUAUAGGAAUCGCCGGAUUCACAUUUGGACUGGCCGUGAUUCUCUUCCCGGCUCUCCGACUAACCGGCCGUAAUUGCUUGACGAACUCUCCUCCGAAGACAGUGCGAGUCGUUUGGGACGUCGUUGGCAAUAGCAAUAGCAAUAGUAAUAGUAAUAGCAAUGGCGUUGGCGAUGGGAAGAGGCAUAAGGUUAUGGGAUUCGUCGGUAUUCAAACCGGAUUCGGAUCCACUGGCCGGAGACAAGCUCUUAGGAAGACGUGGAUGCCGUCAGAUCCAGAAGGUCUUCGACGCUUGGAGGAAUCUACAGGAUUAGCUAUUAGGUUUGUGAUAGGAAAGACCAAGAAUGAACAAAAAAUGGCUGAGCUCAGAAGGGAGAUUGAAGAGUAUGAUGACUUUGUACAGCUAGAUAUAGAAGAGGAGUACAGUAAGCUCCCUUACAAAACUUUGGCUUUCUUCAAAGCUGCAUAUGCCCUUUACGAUGCUGAAUUCUAUGUCAAAGCUGAUGAUGAUAUAUACUUGAGGCCAGAUCGACUCUCUCUGCUAUUGGCGAAAGAGCGGAGUCACUCUCAAACAUACUUAGGAUGCUUGAAAAAGGGUCCAGUUUUCACAGAUCCUAAGCUCAAAUGGUAUGAACCAUUGUCUCAUCUGCUGGGAAAAGAAUAUUUUCUUCAUGCUUAUGGCCCGAUAUAUGCUCUCUCUUCUGAUGUCGUAGCAAGCUUGGUUGCCCUGAAGAAUAACAGUUUCAGGAUGUUUAACAACGAGGACGUAACAAUAGGUGCAUGGAUGCUAGCAAUGAACGUCAACCACGAAAACCAUCACGUUCUUUGCGAACCAGAGUGUUCUUCUUCCUCUGUUGCUGUAUGGGACAUCCCCAAAUGCUCAGGUCUUUGUAAUCCAGAGAAAAGGAUGUUGGAACUUCACAAGCAAGAAAGCUGCUCAAAAAGCCCGACUUUGCCAUCAGAUGAUGAGUAAUCUUUUUCCACUUCUUUUACAAAAACCUGCAGCAGAUUGCUUCACACAGAUUGCUCUGUUUUGGAUUUGUCUCCGAUCUUUGAAGAGUGAAAGUUUUGAAUUUUUUUUUGUCAUUGAGGAAGAAAGUUGGAGGAUUUUUGUCAGAGCCAGUAUAAUGUUAGUAUAUAGACUAUACUAUACCAACUCCUUAGUCCUUACCAUGUUUUCUUGUGGUUUACCACAAUGAUCAAUACUAUAGUGAACCGAUGUGUGUAGUCGAUUUUGUUUGUUUUUCUUUCCUUAAUAUCAAAAGACGAAGUCAUAAUUAAACAGAGAGUAGUAGUAACUUCAAAAGACACAAAAAGAAGUAAAAAGGCAAAAAAAAAAUGUAUAAUUUUUUUUGUCAACAAAAAAUGUAUAGUUUAUAGUACUCCCUCGUAUUUAAAUGUAAG